Schistosoma haematobium is the source of this 1963-nucleotide messenger RNA. Its product is annotated as Tumor protein p63 regulated. The transcript is spliced from 6 exons. NCBI's taxonomy places the organism in Eukaryota, Metazoa, Platyhelminthes, Trematoda, Strigeidida, Schistosomatidae. The record is from RefSeq and is a predicted model, not a curated record. Bases 230 to 997 code for a protein of 255 amino acids. Gene Ontology annotation, cellular component: cytoplasm.
ACUAAAACUUAUUCAAGCUUAUCAAUGAUUGGUUCUAAUAAUGAAGCAUAAAAAAUAACUAACCAAUCAUAAAUAGAGUAUAAUAAUUAAUCAAUAAUUUUUUUAAAGGUCAAAUGAGUUUGAAAAGAAGAUACAAAAAUCAUUUCAAGGAAGAAAAAAAAGCUGAAUCGAGAUUUUCUCCGUAUACACCCAUUAUUUAUUGAAUAUUGAAGGGUUCAAGUUGAAAAAAAUGAAUUUCACUGAAGUAUUAAAGAAAAUUCCAACACCACAAGUUUCGAUGCCACAAAUACCACAAAUGAGUAAAUUCGGAAUAAACAAUAAUAAAGAAGAUAUAGGAAAAGCUCCAAUGAAUAUGACACAGGAGGAUAUGCAACAAUUGAUUCAUUACAUUGGUGAAUCUGUUCUUAUUCCAGAGGAUGGAGCGUUUAUUGCAUUGUGGAUUCUUACUCUCAUUGAUCAUUGGAAUAAUGAACAUGAACGUUUAAUUGUAUUAACUGAAAGAAAUUUCUAUAUAUUAAGAUAUGAUUUUCUUCAAUGUCGUGUACGUGAUAGUCGUCGUGUAGGUCUUGGACAAUUGAUUAGUGUUAUAACUGGACCACUUGUAUUUCCAGCAAAAUCAUUAAUGCCUAUACGUAGUUCACCUGGUGUUCAGUUAAAAUGGGGUGAUGAAAAUGAUGUAAAAAUUACACAAAAGUGGAAUCCAUUAUGUCGUAGUUUACCUUAUGCUACAUUAACUCAUCAUCCACUUUAUUCUAAACGUGAUCAAUUACCAUCAAAACAAGUGAAUGUACCAGGUGCCGGUUAUGAAGAUUUAUCUAAUCCAGUAUCUGUAUACGAUGUGAAUAAUUUUCUUACAGCAUUACGUGAAGCUUGUUCUGGUAUGAAUAUUCAGUUUACCAAUGGUGAAAUUGUCAUUGAAAGUUAUGGUAAUUUAGGUAGUGUUGUAUUCAAUCAAAGUAAUUUGGGUUUUGCUAAACCAAAACCACCUACAUCAUGAUGAUCUAUUAUAUAAUGUCAAUACUGAUUGAAUAAAUUAUAAAAUAUAAUAAAAACAAAUGCAUUUCCUAUAAACAAUAAUGACAUAAUAUUAUCUACGAAAGUUCGUUAUUCUCUUCAGUAAUUUCUUCUUAAAUAAUCCUUAGUAUUUUCUCUCUCUCUCUUUCUCUCUUUGUUAAUCAAUAUACAUUGGAUCAUAAUGGUCAUGAAUGACUUAUUAACAAACAAAAAAUAGUUUGAUUUGUACUCUCUUAAAAUAUGAUAAUCUUCGAUUUUAGUUUAAACAUUUAUACUACUUAUUUCUGAAAUUAGUAUAUAUAUAUAUAUAUAUAUAUUGUGAUCUUAUUAUUAUUAUUAUUUAAUUUUACUCAAAUUGAUGUAAAACAAUUUUUCAAAAUGAAAUUGAAAAUCGAUUAUUUAUUUAUUUGUUUAUUUAUUUAUUUAUUUUAUCGACUACUUAUCAUUGACAUUUUAUUUUUAACCGAUUUCCUUCUAUACUACUUAUAUUGUAAUUGUGAUUGUUUCAUUUGUACUGUGAUCUAUAAUAAAUACAUUAAUUGAUAAAAAGAAAAUACGUAUAUCAUUUAGUCAAUCAACUACAUACUAUAUAUGUGAUGUUAAACAUUCUUUGUAAAUUAUUUUGUUUUAGUUAUUCUGGGUACGUAAUUUACUUUCCAAGUAUAGGAUAGUGUAAUCAUCUUUUGUGUUAUACUAUGUGAAGGUUAGAGAUAAUGCGAUGGUGAAGAUUUGUAUCUCAAGUGGAUGACUUUGAUAAAGUUUUGUUCUAUGAGUUGGAUAGUCUGAUCGUGAAGCUUUUUCAUUGUUCUUCUAAAAGACAUCAUUACAAUAAACUUCAGACAGAAGUGAAGGUAAAAGCGAUAAUACUGUUCUACUUAAAUCGUUAUAAAUGUAACGGAUUCGAAACUGUUACCUAAUGGCUAAAAUUUGAUUGAUUUUGUGAUGAGAC